GUCCGCGGUAUCAGGAAACAUUUAAAACGUCUCAAUGCGCCAAAGCAUUGGAUGCUGGACAAGCUUGGUGGCAAUUUUGCCCCACGCCCAAGCACAGGUCCGCAUAAAUUACGUGAAUGCCUCCCGUUGUCUAUCUUCAUAAGGAAUCGGUUGAAGUUUGCGCUCAACUAUGCUGAAUGCACUAAAAUAUUGGCCCAAAAGUUGAUCAAAGUAGAUGGAAAGGUGCGCACAGACAAGAAAUACCCUGCGGGUUUCAUGGAUGUCAUCAGCAUUGAGAAGACAAAUGAACACUUCCGCUUGGUUUAUGACACUAAGGGACGGUUCGCCAUACACCGUAUCCACCCAGAAGAGGCCAAGUACAAACUGUGCAAAGUACGAAAGGUUUUGAUCGCUUCUGGAGGAGUUCCUUAUUUGGUAACGCACGACGCUCGGACCAUUCGUUACCCAGAUCCCAACAUCAAAGCGAACGACACUAUCCAGGUUGACAUUGCCACCGGAAAGGUGCUCAACCACAUCAAGUUCGAACCAGGUAACAUUUGCAUGGUCACUGGUGGCCGUAACUUGGGGCGUGUUGGGACGAUCACCCAAUGGGAGCGUCACCCCGGUUCCGUGGAAAUGGUACACGUUCGCGACAGUACUGGACAGCAAUUCGUUACCCGUCUGAACAAUAUUUUUAUCAUCGGCAAAUCUAAUAAAGCCUGGAUUUCUUUGCCGAGAGGCAAGGGUAUCCGGUUGUCUAUUAUUGAGGACCGUGACCGACGCAUCAAGGCACGACGAUUGACUGCUUAA
This is a messenger RNA of Echinostoma caproni, 789 nucleotides long. The record is from the annotation of a GenBank genome assembly. Lineage: Eukaryota; Metazoa; Platyhelminthes; Trematoda; Plagiorchiida; Echinostomatidae.